AUGGUUAUCUGUGAGUGUGUGUCACCCCUCCCCUUCUCCACCCUGCCCAUUCUGUACCUCAGCCGGCCAUGGCGGGGUGCGUGGCUGGCUCUGGUCCUCACCACAUCUUCUCAUAAGACUUUCAGGAUCAUGCAGUUCCUGGCCAAGAAACAAAAGCAGGAUCGUCCCACUCCCAAAUGGAUUCAGAUGAAAACUUGUAAUAAAAUCAGGUACAACUCCAAGAAGAGAGACUGGAGAAGAACCAAGCUGGGUCUGUAA
Rhinolophus ferrumequinum (greater horseshoe bat) is the source of this 258-nucleotide messenger RNA. Its product is annotated as 60S ribosomal protein L39-like. Bases 1 to 258 code for a protein of 85 amino acids. Lineage: Eukaryota; Metazoa; Chordata; Mammalia; Chiroptera; Rhinolophidae. Gene Ontology annotation, biological process: translation. The record is from RefSeq and is a predicted model, not a curated record. Gene Ontology annotation, molecular function: structural constituent of ribosome. Gene Ontology annotation, cellular component: ribosome; cytosolic large ribosomal subunit. The transcript has 2 exons.